CGAGUUGUAUCAGAUGAUAAGUGCAAUUGUUAAUGUUCUUAUAUAUUUGAUGGUGCUCGUCCUCGUUUUUGCCUAAAAUUGAAAUGUGUGACUUGGAGUUGACAAUUAUAUAUGGAUUUCUUUGAACAAUAUAUAUGGUUCUGGCUUUACUACGGUUUUAUUACGUUCUCGUAUUUUUAUCUUCUGCCGGACGGUUUGAUUAUACAUCUCUGGAAUUUUAGUUGGUGUAGAGCCUGAACCUACUUGUUGUUUCGUUGUUUCGUCGAGGUUAUACUUCCUACCUUCUGACUUCAUUGCAUAUCGAUAUUGUAAAUGUGGUGUAAGAAGAUUUACCGGUAUGCUAACUCAUUGUAAUCUGUUUGGAACUCUUGAGUCUUUGUGUCUUUCUAGAUUGUGCAGAUCCUCUAUGGCUUGUGUCUGCCUUUUUGUUGGCUGCUUUUUUGUUGUCUCUUUACAAGCAUGUUGAGAGGUAAAUCAUAGGCUUAGAACUGCUGCUUGUUUUGGAGGUCCCUUUUGUAGUUUUCAGGUGAGAUGGAAAUGUAGAAGAUAAGCAGCAACCAUUAUGAAGACCAAUAAGAUGCAUGCAGCAUCUAAUGAAUUCCGAGAUAAUAUCAUCAAAAAUAAAAAUAAAAAGUCUCUUUGCUGAAGCAAAUCUGUUAUUAAUGACAGAAGGAGGGAUCCGAUCCAUUGGCCAUCGAAGUAAGUCUUCUUUUUAUUCUGAAUUAUUUAUGAUUAUUGUAACGAUUAUAUUAGUUAAAAAUCUUCCACGACUUAACAUGUAUUAUUUAUUAUACUUAAAUUGUUUAUGUGGCCUGCAAAAUGACACAAAAAGUUAAUGUCAAACAGGUUUUCCUAUAAAUCCUUCAAGCGAUAUAAUAUUUUCUGUUUGUGCACUCACUGUUUAGGGCAGUCGUCUCGAUUCAGACUCCACCCGGCCAGCCUGAAUUGAAUCGGGCGGCCGCCUCGUCCGCUCACCCACCACUCGCGCUCAGGCGAAUACUUAGAUCGUGCCCCGGUUGAACUCGACCCACGCUCUUGCCUGAGUCGUGCCGAUCGCCGCCCGCGUGCCCUAAACGCUGUGUGAUAAUUUAAUCGAAUGGCAAAUAGCAAGUAUGAGUACGUCAAGAAAUUUGAAACUGAUGACAGACUGCCUCCCUCCAGUUGGAUUGUUGUCAGAAUUGACGGAUGCCAUUUUCACCAAUUUUCUGCAGAACAUGCAUUUGAAAAGCCCAAUGACGAGAAUGCUUUGAAUUUGAUGAACUCAUGUGCAGUCUCUAUGCUAGAACAAUUUCCUGACAUAGUAUUUGCAUAUGGUGUCAGUGAUGAAUAUAGUUUUAUAUGGAAGGAAACUACUCAGUUUUACCAAAGACGGUCAAGCAAAUUACUUUCACUUAGUGUAUCCUAUUUCACAUCUGUCUACGUGAUGAAGUGGAAAGAAUUUUUUCCUCACAAGGAACUGAAAGGACCCCCUUAUUUUGAUGGACGAGUUGUAUGUUACCCAAGAGCAAAAAUUGUCCAGGAUUAUCUGGCAUGGAGGCAGGUAGACUGUCACAUAAACAAUCAGUAUAAUACAUGUUUUUGGAUGUUGGUUAAGUCGGGAAAGACACAGAGGGAAGCCCAGGAACUUCUAAAGGGCACACAAGCAAAAGAUAAGAAUGAGCUGCUUUUUCAACAGUUCAAUGUUAAUUAUGAUAAGCUACCUCAAAUGUUCCGAAAAGGAUCUUGCGUUUAUAGAAAAAAGGUGGAAGAAGUGGUUAAGUUGGAUGAUACUGGAAAUCCCGUCACAAGAACUCGAAGCAAGGUGGUUGUGGAACACAUGGAUAUAAUAGGCCCCAAGUUUUGGAGUGAGCUCCCUUACAUCCUCAAAGAAGAGUGUGACUGAAAUGACCACAUAUUUGAACUAUUUAUCGGCAAUUUGCAAGCAGGAUAUGCAGUCAAGUCAGUCUGAUGUUUUGACAUCUUACAUCUGCAGCUACAAUCAAUAUAUGGUAGGUAGUUCAAGUAGAGACCGGCUGUGCAGUCUCUGAAUCGGGAGGAUCUCUGUAGCUUAAAUAUGAAAGUGUUAGAUGAAUGAAUCUUUUUGAAUCAUUCUCGUUUUUAUGAAA
Messenger RNA from Musa acuminata AAA Group (dessert banana), 2105 nucleotides. Its product is annotated as tRNA(His) guanylyltransferase 1. Gene Ontology annotation, biological process: tRNA modification. The record is from RefSeq and is a predicted model, not a curated record. The coding region runs from base 1097 to 1882 and encodes 261 amino acids. The transcript is spliced from 8 exons. NCBI's taxonomy places the organism in Eukaryota, Viridiplantae, Streptophyta, Magnoliopsida, Zingiberales, Musaceae. Gene Ontology annotation, molecular function: tRNA guanylyltransferase activity; magnesium ion binding.